Molecule: messenger RNA, 4313 nt
Organism: Mercenaria mercenaria
Lineage: Eukaryota; Metazoa; Mollusca; Bivalvia; Venerida; Veneridae
Product: ubiquitin conjugation factor E4 A-like
Exons: 21
Coding region: 187-3408 (1073 amino acids)
Biological process (GO): protein polyubiquitination
Cellular component (GO): cytoplasm; nucleus; ubiquitin ligase complex
Molecular function (GO): ubiquitin-ubiquitin ligase activity
Source: RefSeq, a predicted model, not a curated record
AAAAUUUGUAGAAGGGUAUUACGUAUAUUGACCGUGUUUUGUGUAAAGUUGUAUUUGAAGUGAAUAAAUUUUCCCAAACUUAUUUUGGAUUAUUUUGUUUCAUCCGAGAUGGUAUAAUACUUACUUUCGUGUGACAAUAUAGUGUGUUGGUUUAAAGUUUUGAUGGCCUUGCACGGCAGUUAAACAAUGGGAUCAUCGGCAAGUAAAGGGUCACAACCUGCACCUGCUGCUCGAGGGUCGCCAGCUAGAGUCCAGAGACCACCAGCGACACAGGAAAAUCCCCCAGAUAAACAAUUACCACAGAACAAGUCAUCUAUAAAGGCAUUGAAUACUCGAUAUACAACUGGUAUUACAGGGUCUCCUAGCAAGAAUAACAACAACGUGAUUUUAUAUCGGGACAAAAGCCAACAACAGUUACCAACAACGACGACUAACACGCUGAUAGAAAAUGUGUUCCUUAUAUCUGCCGGUUCAGCAAUCGGAGAAGAUCUGCCAGAUCAGUGUGUGUAUGUCGGUGAAACGGCCAAAAAAGUCGAGAAAGAACCGCUAUUGACUACAGAUAAUAUGGAAGAAGCUGUGUUCGAACGUCUGAUGUCGCCAAACCCGAGCAGCGUCACCGUGAAAUCUGUUGCCACCAAAUCAAGAUGGAAAACGCCUAUUGGUGGACCGUGUGACGAGAAGAACUUGCUGAAAUAUUUAUUCCACAGCUUCUCUAGGUGGAAAAGGUGCAAGGAUGAUAAAAAGUAUGAAAGCCUCAAUGAAGUGAUGACGAAAUGUGAAGAUAUAAUCUUUGAGAACGCAAGAACAUGUCUUAGAGAACCAGCAUUAUUUAUGGACCAUCAGAUCCAUACGGAAUUUAUCGAUGUUUGUAUUGACAACAAGGAUUUCCUGUUGGUUAAUAAUGGCCUGGACAGAGAAAGCAACAUUUACGAAUUCCUGAUGAAACUAUUUGCCGCAAUGGAAACAGAACAAGGGUGUUUGAGAGAAUGCUUUGGUCCUGUUCUGAAGCGUAUACGACAACAUUUCCAAACGGAGUUAAAGCUUAUGUACCCAGCAGAGUUGUCACAAUAUAUGUUUGUUCUUAGAGUCUUUACAAUUAGACCGUCAGUGGCUCAAAUGUUCAUGGAGUUUAAUGCGCCUAAAGACUGGGAUGUAGCAAUAUGUUAUGAGGUCACUCUGAUAGGGUCAGUUCUAAGCAUGAGCACUUGUCCAAGGACGAGCAAAGGUCCAUAUGAAUUCUUCAAUAACCCACUUGAUAUGCCAGAACAAGAAAUUAACAAGACUAUAAUAUUUGCGUGGCAGAGUUUAAGAGAUGUUUGUCGUGAUUUGUACGAUGUCUUGAUGGCAUGUGUCCGGUUAUCAGAAGAUCUCAGACAUAUGGUGCUUAACUGGUUUGGAAAAUGUUUGCAGGCGAACAGAGCUAAACCAGAUUUGUGGUCUGCACACGAAGUGGAAGUUUUCAGUCCAGAAUUUUGCUCCGAUGGUUUUUGCCUCAACUUGUGCCACGUGCUUUUGCACAUGUGUCGGCCAUUUUCCGAACCAAACUGUGAAAGAAUGUUGAAGGUCAAACCGUCAUAUUGUAGAGCUGAUCCAAAAUCAGACGAUGAGAGGAAAUCUAUGUGGGUCCAUGCAAGAGGGUUGGAGAAAGAAGAUACAUUCGUGCCUUAUACUGAAGAUACAAAACUUCCACAGCUAGAGACCUAUUCUUUUAUUUCCGAGUGCUUCUUCUUAACACAUCAAGCUCUUCAUAUAGGAUACAGUAUUGUUUUCAAAAUGUUGAAAUUAAAUAAUGGUAUAGCUAGGUUGCGAAAAAUGUAUGAAGAAAUUAAACACGUAUGUCCCAAACGUGUGAUAGAACUGGUGAAGCAGCAACUCAACAGAGAAAUUUGCUGGUGGCUGAAUAUUAAAACAGCAAUCACAGAGUACUGUCUCACCAAGAUGUGCCUUAACUUUCAUAUCGCCACAGCAUCAUGGCUGGUCCAAGUUGCAACGUGCGAUGACGUCACGGACUUCAAACCAGUGACACUUCCGUUAGAUAGUAAUGUGCCAAAAUCGUUGUCUUACUUACCACAGUAUAUAAUUACCAAUCUGACACAGUGCGUCACUCCCCUAGAUGUUUUCCAAAGUGUGACACUGUUAACCUCCAACGUGGAUGAACUGCAGCAUUAUAUUACCCUGAUACUGGUAUAUAUGGGACGUCCAGAUAGACUGGUCAGUUCUGACGUAAGAGCACAGCUGGCUGAAGCUCUGGAGGUUAUUGUGCCAUCCAUGAAGGAAGACGGCACAUGGUCAGAUUCAGCAGACGGAAAUGCGGAGAAACUGAUCAAUGAACACCCUCUGAUAAAAUAUCUUGCGGAGACUCUGCUGUAUGUAUUUGUUAGUAUAGAAAUGACGGGACAAAACGUAGACGAUGAGAAGAAAUUCAACUACCGCAAAUCCAUGCACAAAGUUAUACAAUAUAUUUGGAAAAUACCACUGCAUAAAAACGCCAUGAAGCGGCUGUCGGAGCAUGCACUGUCGACGAUAGACAGCCCAGAUCCUCCAUUGUUCUUGCGGUUCUUCAACUUGCUCGUGAACGAUGCCAUAUUUCUACUGGAUGAGGCUCUUGAUCACAUGAAAAAAAUCCGGGUACUAGAAAUGGAGAGGGACAGUGGUGAAUGGAGAAAGUUAAGCGCAGAGCAAUACCGCGACAAAGAGAAUGGGCUUAGAGGGCUUGGUAUGAUGGGCCAUUACAGGAAUAUAAUGGCGAAUGAAACAAUAUAUACCCUUGAAAUCCUGACAAGGGAGAUAAGAGGGAUCUUCUGCCACCAUGUGAUGGUUGAUAGAAUUGCUGAUAUGCUCAACUACUUCCUAGAACAUUUAGUUGGUCCAAAGCAAAGAGACUAUAAAGUAAAGGACAGAAAAGAGUACCAGUUUAAACCGGAACAGAUCGUGUCUGAUAUUGCCCAUAUCUACGUUUACCUCGGAAAGGAUGACGAGUUUUGCAAGUCAGUUCUGGGCGAGUCUAGGUCCUUCUCGCACAACCUCUUCCCGCAAGCAGUGACUGUUCUCAAUAAAAUUGGUGUGUCACCAGAGUUCAUCAGCAGGUUUGAAGAACUUUCAGUGAAGCUUCAGUCACUAGAAGGUGAUCAGAAGCGUGAGGAGGAGAUGAUUGCAGACGCUCCAGAAGAGUUCCUCGAUCCUAUCAUGGGGACACUGAUGGUCGAUCCGGUCAGGCUUCCUACAUCAAACACUAGUAUAGACAGGGCAGUGAUCGCUAGGCAUUUUCUGAGUGACCAAAGGGAUCCAUUUACUAAUUUACCAUUGUCCAUGGAAAUGGUGACUGCGGACACAGAACUGCGAGAGAAAAUCGAAGAGUGGAAACGUAACCACUUACACAGAGAAAACAAUGCAUCUGAAAAGACCUGAUGGAGUCAGUGUGUUUAAAAAUGGCCAGUGAAAUUGAAUUAGAUAUAUAAAGAACAAUCACGCAUUUCAAAAUGCUUCGGAUAUAAACGCAAUAGAACUAAUAAAUAUAGACUAAAGUUAUGAUAACUUCUAGAGAGCCAGCCAAUGGACUUAUGCCUGAACAAUGAAACAUUUUCAUUGUAUGUGAUACUGAACAAUGAAACAUGUUCAUUGUAUGUGAUACAACUUUGAAAUUUAAUACAGACACAUUGACAAUAACAGAGUAAUGUACGUGUCCACAAUUACUAAUUCCGAGCUAAUCCUUUAACAAAUUUUAUCAUUUAAGCAUUAAGUACGGUAGAUCGAGAGACAGAAAGCUUAUUUGUGAAAUUUAAGUUAACUGGUUUUGUGUAUUUUGCGAAACAUGUUGAUGAGCAGGUGUGCCAUUUAAACUAAUCUGUGAUAAAAGACUGUUUAGUUUUUUUUCUUCGUAAACGUAAACAUGAAGAUUAUUUAACAUGCAUUUUACACGGUUACACUAGAUAGGCCAUAUUGCAGCAAUUCCAGCCCAUGUAUUACUAUACCAGCAUGCACAUUAUUUGACGGGUUUGUAUUGACCGGGUUGACCGGAACCAGCCAGAUGUUCUCGUUUUUUUAUCGGUCUUGUACCAAUUUUUAUUUUCCACGACGGGUAAUUUCUAUGGCACUGCCACAAAUGUCAGUAACACAAUUUAAAUGCUGAGUAGGGUUGUUUUCCAGGCAAACGAGAUUAUUCUUUGACAUGUAUCAAACCGUAAUCCCAUCUGUGUUAUUUCAAUGCCGCAUAAAAGUAAUCUAUCCAUGUUAGCUAUAAUACAGGAUAACACAGUUAUAAAUCUAACAUUAAUCAAAUUGUUUCCUGUGAUUUUUUUAUAUUUCUAGACACU